AUGGACACAAUCCGCGAGUCACCUUUCGGCCAAUUACUCCGUCUUUUGACCAACAAUCGCGUCCUGUUGUAUCCAGAAGAACGAGAUUCAGAUCCCUGGUAUUCCUACAUCAUCACCGACGGAAGCCCUAGCACCCCAGCGGUGUUUGAAGGCAAAUACUCAGCUCCCACUGACCUCGCUCAGGCUCCAGCUGCGGACACAGCUCCAGACAUCGCACAUGGCGAGCUCGACGAGAUUUCACCCGAGGCAACAGACGUUUCUCGACAUCCGUUCUCUGGCAUGGAGUCUAGGAACUUGCUUACCACCCGACGUAUUUCUCCUGAGCACGGUGAGAGGGCAGUAAAUGGGAGGAUAGAUCUCGAGAAGGAUAUCAUUUUUAUUGGUUGGGCUGAGGGCGAUCCUGCAAACCCGUUGAACUGGUCGACAGCGAAGAAGUGGACCGAUACGGCCCUGAUCUGUCUGUUAACAAUCGCAAUCUCUAUCGGCGGCGCGAUUUAUUCUCCUGGGAUCCCAGACAUCAUGGUCGUAUUUGGCGUCAGUCAAGUGGCUACCACAGUCGGACUUACUCUGUUCGUCUUCGCUUACGGAGCCGGUGCAAUGCUGUGGGGCCCGAUGAGCGAGAUACCCCAGCUAGGCCUCAACUUGAUCUACAUCCCGACUCUCACCAUAUUCGUCGUCCUCCAAGUCCCCACUGCGCUAUCCGUCAAUUUCGGCAUGUUGCUUGCGUUCCGAUUUCUGACUGGAUUCUUUGCCUCUCCUGUACUUGCCAACGGUGGCGCGUCGAUCUCGCAUAUGUUCUCUGCUCGAAAACGCGCACAGCCGCUCAUUGUCUGGGCAGGUACGGGGCCGUGUGGCCCAGUUUUGGGUCCUAUUAUCGGAGGUUUUGCCGCUCAGGCGAAGGGAUGGACAUGGACUAUAUGGGAGCUCGCAUGGCUCUCCGGGUUCACCCUCGUCAUCAUUUUCUUCUUCCUCCCGGAGACAAGCCACGCCAACAUCCUCUAUCGCCGCACACGUCGUCUCCGCCGACUCACCGGUCUCCCUAACCUCCGUCGCCAGACUGAAUUUCUCACCGAGCAGCAUAACCAUCUCCUGUACGACAUCGUCAUCUCUACCGCACGCGGAUUCGCGCUCAAUUUCCAAGAACCGAUUGUUCUUGUCCUCAAUCUUUACAUGUGCCUCGUCUAUGGCCUGCUCUACGCCUGGUUCGAGUCCUUCUCCGUCGUAUUCGGUCAGAUAUAUUGUUUCUCGCUGCCCAUCGAGGGAUUGAGCUUCAUCGGCAUCCUCGUAGGAUCGCUGAUGGCCAUUCCGCCGUAUUGCGCGUAUGUGCACUACGUUCUUGGGCCGAAGUUCAAUGAAAAGGGGGAGAUCAAGCCGGAGGAGAGGAUGCCGUUCGCGUUCAUAGGCGCGUUUCUGAUUCCGGUGGCGUUGGUUAUUUUCGGUUGGACAGGACGAGCGAGUGUGCCGUGGAUCGCGUCAAUUAUCGGGAGCGCGUUGUUUAGUAUGGGUGCCUUGUAUCUCUUCGUCGCAGUGCUGAACUAUCUGAGCGACGCAUACCCCACCUACGCUGCUUCCGUCCUCGCCGGCAACGCAUUUAUGCGCUCCUCAUUCGGCGCCGUGUUCCCGCUCUUCGCGACACAGAUCACGUUGCUCGCGCUGCUGGCUGUGAUAUUCAUUCCGAUUCCUUUCGUGGUUUAUAAGUUCGGCGAAAGGAUUAGACUGGCGAGCCCCAGGGCGAGACAUGACUUGUGA
Molecule: messenger RNA, 1749 nt
Organism: Stereum hirsutum FP-91666 SS1
Lineage: Eukaryota; Fungi; Basidiomycota; Agaricomycetes; Russulales; Stereaceae
Product: MFS general substrate transporter
Exons: 7
Coding region: 1-1749 (582 amino acids)
Biological process (GO): xenobiotic detoxification by transmembrane export across the plasma membrane
Molecular function (GO): fluconazole transmembrane transporter activity
Source: RefSeq, a predicted model, not a curated record